AUGUUUUACUCCCACUUCCGGAAGAUUUCACCCGCAAAUUUCCCUUUCUGCACGUGCUGCUUACGUGGUCAAAUAAACCGACGAUCAGCUUCUAGCCUCGGAGACAACUUUGUAGACGUGUCUAAAGAUGAAGUGAAUAAAAUAGAGGAUGAAGAUGCAAACAACGAAAAAGUCAAGAGGUCAGUACGCGACAGGAAGGUGACGAUAGAGGUGGGCGUCUACUUGGAUCGACUCUUCUUAAACAAAGUAUGGGAAAAGCAUCAAAUCUCCUCAAACCAGCAGCUUACAGACUUCAUCGCUCGAAAAUGGAGUGGUAUUGCCGGUGUGCUGCACAACCCCUCGCUGGUCGGGUGGGACAUCACGAUCAAAGUCGUCAAUGUGGAGAUCUGGAGAAGCAACCCGUGGUGGUACCAAGACUCCACUAAAGACCUAGGAAAGCGUUUGAGGAUGGCGUCUACCAACACCAUGAAUCAGCCUUUUGACUACAUUUCCUUCGAAACCGCGGAUGCCGAACCACCUGGGAAGAUGGGUUUGGCUCAUGUUGGGGGGAUGUGCAACCCAAGAAACCGCGUUGGUAUCACCAAGGGAGCCAACUACAACUUUGCACCUGAGAUCCAUGAGAUGGGACAUGCCAUGGGACUGAAGCACGAUAACCAGAUAUGGCAGUGUUCAGGACGUGAGAAAGGUUUCAUGACUACAACUCAGAGUGUCUUCAGACCAUGCUAUGCUAAAGUCCUCGACUCCUCCUUCAGGGACAAAUCGAAGUCCUGCUUGUUUGAAGACAACGUUAAUACCUGGAACUAUAGUCCGGUCAAACUAGGUUGAGUAUGAACAGGACUUGACAAGUCGUACAGAGUCGUGUCCAGCAUAAUUUCUAUCUUGUAUUCAACUGACGCUUGUGACAAUAAAACUUUACAGAGAAACAUU
This is a messenger RNA of Pomacea canaliculata, 927 nucleotides long. RefSeq lists its product as uncharacterized. Gene Ontology annotation, biological process: proteolysis. The record is from RefSeq and is a predicted model, not a curated record. The transcript is spliced from 9 exons. Bases 1 to 825 code for a protein of 274 amino acids. Gene Ontology annotation, molecular function: metalloendopeptidase activity. NCBI's taxonomy places the organism in Eukaryota, Metazoa, Mollusca, Gastropoda, Architaenioglossa, Ampullariidae.